CAGUGUGUGUUGGCUAUACUGACAUCUUUAGUUUUGUAAUUUGACAGUAUUGCGCGCGUAAAAUAUGAGUUACGUAGGGAAUGUGUGUUAACAAGAGUGACAUAAUUUGCCAUUUUAUCCAUAUAUAAACUGGUCACAAUGUCGAAUGAACAAAACAGGGUUCGCACUGUGCCAGUGUGGCUUUCUAAAAAGGGGAAUGAUGAAAUACAGGAAGCAGAAUUUCUUCGUUUUAAAGGAGAGAUAAACUACUGUGCAACCGUAGGUGACUGUGGGAUGGCUUGUGAAAGUCUUAUGGAAAUGCUGACAAGUCUAGAUGAAAUGGUUGUUGGGUUUGACAUGGAGUGGCCUGUAAAUAGCAAAACAGGGAGUGGGAAAACAUCACUUAUACAGAUUUGUCAUGAUGAAAAUGUGUGCCACUUAUUUCAUGUCAGCCAGAUGAGAAAUAUUCCUGUGGCUCUAGUACAUUUCCUUAAUCACCCUAAAGUAAGAUUGGCUGGACUCAACAUUAAGAGUGAUCUGUGGAAACUAAUUCGUGAUUUUCCCAUUAAGUUCCAAAGCAUGGAUGAAAUGAAAAUAAUAGAUUUGGGUGUCCUGGCAAAUAAGGUUUUAAAUUGUUCGCAGAGAUGGAGUCUAGAAAGACUUGUGAGAUAUGUGCUUCGCAAAAAUUUGGACAAAAAUGAUGCUGUAAGAAAGAGCAAUUGGCAGCUUGAGUUGCUGUCAGAAGAGCAAAAGCACUAUGCUGCUGCAGAUGCUUUGAUCACAAACUACAAGAAAAUAGCAAAUAAAUAAAAACUCUCCCGAAGAGGUUGAUUCCAAUUUAGGCACAGUUGGUAUCAGAUGCCAUGAGGGUAACUGCGGCAUGCCCAUUCAUUGUUGGCAAUAUUUAAAGUGGCUCACAUCGUGUCUAAAGGAUUGGUAGAGACCUGGCCAGUGAUACCUGCAUCUGAUUCUGCUUAGAGUUUUCACAAAUCCCAGGUGACCACAUUUUGGAGCAUCAUGGAAAAACUUCAGGGUAGCUAGCUGUAGAUGAGCUGGGAUGAUGAGCAACCAUUUCCGCCUCAUUGGUUCAUAGUUUCUCGUAUUCAAUGUUUCAUGUAUUAAUUGGAAUUCUUUGAUCAGUUCCUUUUUCAAGGCUUCAGAGGUUUCCAGCAAUGCUGGAUCUUCCCUCUGUUCAGCACCAGUGUCAUUUAAUGCAGUAACGACUGAGAUUUCAUUCACAGUGCUGUGUUCUGCCAAAGGAUUCCUCAAAAGACAUUCAGCGUCUUUGUUUGCAUCCAUUUUUGUAUAUCACUCUGAUGACGUACUCGUGGAGCCUCAUCAGUCAUCUUGCCAGUCGAUCUGCUGGACAGACAGCUUGUUAGUUGUCAACCCAUGCAUAAAUCAGCACACUGGUGGCAGCUUAGUUGGUAGGUAACAUGGCUGUUUUCACAAAUGGCCUUGCCCUUGAUAGGGUAGGAGAUUCUAAAUUAUUUCAGUAAUCUACAUGAGAAAAUCAAAUUUACAGUGGAAUAAGAGCAAAAUAAAAGCAUCAGCUUUCUGGACCUAAAUAUUACGCGACAUAACAAAACAUGCUCAUUCAAAAUUUGUAGGAAAAACACAAUGACUGACACCACAAUCCCUGCAACCUUCAUGUCACCCAAAUAUCCAUAAAGAGGCAGCAUACAGGUCAGUGCUACAUAGGGCAACUAAAAUACCAUUGAACCAAG
Schistocerca piceifrons (Central American locust) is the source of this 1706-nucleotide messenger RNA. RefSeq names its product Werner Syndrome-like exonuclease (gene WRNexo). Gene Ontology annotation, biological process: nucleobase-containing compound metabolic process. The record is from RefSeq and is a predicted model, not a curated record. Lineage: Eukaryota; Metazoa; Arthropoda; Insecta; Orthoptera; Acrididae. Gene Ontology annotation, molecular function: 3'-5' exonuclease activity; nucleic acid binding. Bases 139 to 789 code for a protein of 216 amino acids. The transcript has 7 exons.